AUGUGGAGAAGACUAUUUUUCCAGCACCGGACUCUCGCCCCGAUCCGAUCCACCCCCAGACCCAGACGAUUUACUUCCUCUCCGGCUCAAGCACCGGUUCGUCAAUCCUUUCCCAUCACCUGUCGCCAAUUUAGUGCUGAAUCUGGCAAUGUAACUACAAAGAAAAGAGUGGAGGAUGUAAUGCCUAUUGCUACGGGUCAUGAGCAUGAAGAGCUUGCAGCUGAGCUUGAAGGGAAGGACCUUCUGGAAAUUAACUAUCCUGCUGGUCCAUUUGGAACGAAGGAAGAACCUGCUGUCAUAAAGUCUUACUAUGACAAAAGAAUUGUAGGAUGCCCUGGUGCUGAUGGAGAGGACGAACAUGAUGUUGUUUGGUUCUGGCUAGAGAAGGGAAAACCACAUGAAUGCCCAGUAUGCUCACAGUACUUUGUGUUGGAAGUGGUUGGCCCGGGUGGAUCUCCCGAUGGACAUGGCGAUGAUGACGACGACCAUCACUGA
Fraxinus pennsylvanica is the source of this 495-nucleotide messenger RNA. NCBI's taxonomy places the organism in Eukaryota, Viridiplantae, Streptophyta, Magnoliopsida, Lamiales, Oleaceae. The record is from the annotation of a GenBank genome assembly.